Messenger RNA from Aspergillus heteromorphus CBS 117.55, 1631 nucleotides. RefSeq names its product cAMP-dependent protein kinase catalytic subunit pkaC (gene pkaC). Gene Ontology annotation, molecular function: cAMP-dependent protein kinase activity; ATP binding. Gene Ontology annotation, biological process: peptidyl-serine phosphorylation. Gene Ontology annotation, cellular component: nucleus; cAMP-dependent protein kinase complex. Bases 1 to 1434 code for a protein of 477 amino acids. Lineage: Eukaryota; Fungi; Ascomycota; Eurotiomycetes; Eurotiales; Aspergillaceae. The record is from RefSeq and is a predicted model, not a curated record. The transcript is spliced from 4 exons.
AUGCCUAGUCUAGGAGGCCUGUUGAAAAAACGGCGGACGAAAGAUUCGCAGACCCUCUCCAAAGAGCUGGAAGCCGGUUCGGCCCAGACGCAGACGUCACCAAACGCUGCCGAAGACCACCACCACCACCACCUUCUUCAUCAUCACCACCACCACCAUCAACCCGCCACCAAUUCUGGCACCACCACCACCACCACCACCACCACCAACCCCGCGACGCACCCUCAACAGCACGCCACCAACCAGCCCAAUCAACCCUCCGGAGCAGAGAAAUCCAGCGAGGAUCAAGCUGCCUCCAUGCAAUCCGUGACGCACGCCUCGCCGACUGCCCACCCUAGUACUGGCACUGCCAAUGCGGCUAGCAUUCAGAAUAUAAUCCACUCCUCCCAGCCAGCCGGCGCCAUGCAAUCGGGCGCCAACAGCCAUGCACAGCAGCAGACCCAGAACGCCAGCCGUGAUGCCCGCACCACCAAGGGCAAGUACUCGCUGGAGGAUUUCACCCUCCAGCGCACCCUCGGCACCGGCAGUUUUGGCCGCGUCCAUCUGGUGCAGUCGAAGCACAACCACCGCUUCUACGCAGUCAAGGUGCUGAAGAAGGCGCAAGUGGUCAAGAUGAAACAGAUCGAGCACACCAACGACGAGCGACGCAUGUUGAAUCGCGUGCGGCACCCCUUCCUGAUCACGCUGUGGGGCACAUGGCAGGAUUCGCGCAACUUGUACAUGGUCAUGGACUUCGUAGAGGGAGGAGAACUGUUCAGUCUGCUCCGCAAGUCGCAGCGAUUCCCCAACCCGGUCGCCAAGUUCUAUGCCGCCGAAGUCACCCUCGCGCUGGAAUACCUUCAUCAGCAGCAGAUCAUCUAUCGCGAUCUGAAACCGGAGAACCUGCUGUUGGAUCGCCACGGUCAUCUGAAGAUUACCGACUUUGGAUUCGCCAAGGAGGUCCCCGACAUCACCUGGACCCUUUGCGGUACCCCCGAUUAUCUGGCCCCCGAGGUGGUUUCCUCCAAAGGCUACAACAAGUCGGUCGACUGGUGGUCGCUAGGAAUCUUGAUCUUUGAAAUGCUCUGCGGCUUCACACCGUUCUGGGACAGCGGCUCCCCAGUCAAGAUCUACGAGAACAUCCUGCGCGGGAGAGUCAAGUACCCGCCCUACUUGCACCCGGACGCCGUGGAUUUGCUGUCCCAACUGAUCACGUCCGAUUUGACCAAGCGCCUGGGCAAUCUCCAUGGCGGUUCCGAUGAUGUGAAGAACCACCCUUGGUUUGCGGAGGUCACCUGGGAUCGCCUCGCCCGGAAAGACAUCGACGCUCCGUAUGUGCCUCCGAUCCGGGGUGGACAAGGAGAUGCCAGUCAGUACGACCGCUAUCCGGAAGAGACCGAACAGUAUGGCAUGACUGGAGACGACCAGCAUGGUCACUUGUUCCCCGACUUUUAGUGCCGCUAUGAGUUAUGAUGGAAUGAUUGUCUCGAUCCAGACAUGGGAUCGAAUUGAUCGACGACACUGCGAGUCUUGAAAAAACAGGGUUUCCUCUUUCUAGACCUCACCUGGGCUACCCAUGGUAGCAGUGGUUGGAGCCACGUCCGACCAUUCUUUGAUUUUCUCUAUACGUCGGUUUUCUCGUUGAUAUGAUC